UCGAAUUUCAAAUCGGAACGUUCGGUCCGCGGAACGUGUUCGGGGCAGAAAAAAACGUUAGCAAGACAUUUGUUUUCGUGGUGACUUUAAUUGGCAGCCAAUCAGACUUAAAGUGCAAUACACAAACUGGUGAUUAAAGUUAGUAUUCAGGGCGAAUUCCAUUGAAAAGGGCAAAGUUCUGGGAGGUGCAACCACCCCCUCGAAAUUGUUAAAUAUUUAUACACACCACCAACGGAACGCACGCACUUACACAGUUUACAAGGCGAGUGGCGCCAACAUAUGCAAAGCAGCGAUAAGAAAACAACCCAGAAAAGGAAAGCAAAGGAAAAUUAUUGGCAGGCGACUGGAUUCGUUUGGAGUGACUCAACUCCCACAACAAUUGCCGCUGAUGAGGUGAACGAACUGCUGGUCAGCUGCGCAGCAUCCAUUUUUAGCUCCUCCCUCCCUCCAUCUCUGGCAAUUAAGUCGACCCUAAUUGGAGGAGGGAGCUUCUCGGCUCAAGAUGCCGUCGCUGCGCCAGAAGGUCACCACUUACUUCCGCCAGUUGAGCUUCAUCGCGGAGCCUCGCGAGGGUCGCCGGCGGGCCAGCGAGCACGAGGAUGACGAUGGCAGCUUCAUUACCAAAUACCUGGAGGGUCGCAUGCAGCGACAGUUUGUGGAGGGUCCAGAGAUCUACAAUGGCCAGAAUCCCACAGACAUGCCCGUUCUCAAGUUGAACCCCUACGAAGCCGGAACCUGCUCCAUCACAGCCGCCUGCACAGGACCGGAUGAGGGACUCACUGGAAUUAAGCGCUCCAAACUGCACCUGAGCACCAGCUUUGCGGACGACAUCGACUUCAUUGAUACGCAGCAGGAGAACGAUGAUUGCUAUGGGGUUAGGAAGAGUUCUCCGCCGGUUCAGCCGGCCACGCAGAACUCCACACGACUGACCAGCAAAUUCGGACGACCGCCGUCUGCAUCCCGGAGACAGAGUAGCACGGAGCAGCCAUCCGGAUCCGCUCCUGCUUCGGGAAUGCGUUCCCGCAAGAAUUCCAAGAGCAGCAUAGCCAAUCUGGCGGCGGCAUCUACGGGCGGCGAUGUUGGUAAGGUCAACAACAACGAUCAGAACAACAAGAACCUGUUGAACGCAAAGACUGAGGCUUCGACGGAUGGGGAUUCCAACUCGGAGCGGGAGCGCCUGCUCCUCGAGGCUGUGAGCAACCAGGCGGGAUCUGCUUCAGCUCCUUUGAUCGCUGGUGUGGAGAACUGGCGCAUGGAGUGCGAGUUUGCAUAUGGAAUCUCAGUGUCCCUCUACGAGACCAACAUGCUGACCAAAGAACCCAUGGGAAAUCCCAUCGCCGACUGCUACGGAAUGGUGGUGCGCGGGGAUUCAGCUGCCAUGGCUCUGGCAGAUGGCGUCAACUGGGGUGAUGGCGCCCGCUUGGCCGCCCGCUCAGCUGUCCAUGGAUGUCUGGACUACCUGGAUCGAGCGGUCUUCGGCCAGGCACUGGAAUGUCGGGCCACCACCACCCAAGAGGUUUUCGUGAGUCUACUGCGGAGUCUGUGGGAGGGACACGGCUGCAUACUGGAGGUUGGGGGAGCCCUGUCCACGCUGACCAUUGCUGUGGUGCUGCCGCUGGACGGAGCGCCGGGCAAAUAUGUCGUCUGUUCGUGCAACGUGGGUGAUUCCCUGGGCUACGUGUACUCCAAGAAGCAUGGAGUUCGGGAACUCACGCAGGCCUCCCACGACAUCAGCUCCAUGCGGGACAUGCGUGACGCACUGGGGGCCUUGGGACCGGCGGAUGGAAACAAGCCGGAGCUGAGCAAUCUCACCUUUUCGAUGACCUGCAUCGAAAGCGGCGACAUUGUGUUCCUCACCUCUGAUGGAAUCAGCGAUAAUUUCGAUCCCGUUGUGGGCAAGUUCGCCGAGGCAUGGACGCCAGAUGUCAAGCUUCAGACGGCGGGUCAGGGGAAACCUGGUAGCUUAGCUCCAAAAAGGCAGAACAAGAGUGCUUCUGCGAUCUAUGCCCGCCUACAUCCCUCGACGCCGCCCACGCGUCCAGCUCGUCAGUCCAAGGCGAGCAGUCCGCCCAGCAAUGCGCCUAGUCGUCCGAAGUAUAUGCGUUCGCAAACUCUCAUUGAACCGCGUCAGGGACUGGCAUCGCCUCCACCGCCUGCAGUAGCUCUUCAGCGCAUUCCGAAGUCUAUCUCUGGGCUGCCCUUGGUCACCGGCCCUCAACGACAUGCUCUCACUCUGUACCGCCUGGAGGAUCUGCUCAGCUACGGCAUCAACGGCACCUUUUCGCCCUGCGUUUCGGCCCGAAGGCUCUGUCACUUGCUCAUCGAUUUCGUCAGGAUGAUCACGUCCGCCAGGAGAAAGACCCUGGAGCAGAGGGAGCUCUUCUACAAACUCUCGACGGGUCCAGAUGGCGCCAAACGGGAAGUGCAGCUGAAUCGCAUGCAGCAUCGGGCGGCCAGGAAGCGGGUUGUGGAUAGCAGCGCCUUUGUAGCCCUGCCUGGAAAACUGGACCAUGCCACUGUGAUGGCCUACACGGUGGGCGGUGGAGAGGAUCACAAUAAUGGAAACGAUAACGGCGACGGAGGAGCUCUUUCCCCCGUGCUGCAAUCCAAGGAGUUUAAGGAGACGAAUUUCUAAAAAACGAGGAAUCGCUAGACUGCAGACUAAGCUUUUUAUACAUUUUUCUCACUCACAUAUGGGUAGUUCUAUCUUAUAUGUACAAACAGUGGUCUUCAGGGUCUGUAAUAAAUUUCCAGUUUA
Messenger RNA from Drosophila subpulchrella, 2758 nucleotides. Its product is annotated as PP2C-like domain-containing protein CG9801. NCBI's taxonomy places the organism in Eukaryota, Metazoa, Arthropoda, Insecta, Diptera, Drosophilidae. The record is from RefSeq and is a predicted model, not a curated record. Bases 503 to 2635 code for a protein of 710 amino acids. The transcript has 3 exons.